Messenger RNA from Pantherophis guttatus, 2188 nucleotides. NCBI's taxonomy places the organism in Eukaryota, Metazoa, Chordata, Lepidosauria, Squamata, Colubridae. The record is from RefSeq and is a predicted model, not a curated record.
UGAUUCCAUCAAAAAGUUCGCUAUUUAUAGGCUACACACAUGAACCUGGAGUAAUGCAAACCCUCCCGUGUUUGUUCCUUUUUGCAAAGUGACCGGUGCCGCAGCUUUUGAUUGCCGUUCGGGCAGCCGGAGCGGCGGAGAGGACGAGCUGCAAUCAAAGCAAGCUGGGAACAGAUCUCCAGCUGCAGGGAGUCCGGGCAACGCGCUCGCCGCACAACCUUUAACCGGGAGUGCAGCUUUAUCACCUCUUUGCUGCGGAAACAGCUCGGAGGAGCCACGACCCCCCUCCCCAUCAAGGCUAGAGCUGCAGAGGUUCCGGGCCGAGGCAAGUUGCUCAUCCCACAGUCAUAAGCCAGAGGUGUGUGCUGAAUAGUUCCCUAAAUGGAGGAAGAACAUACAUCACUAACAGUUGCUAGAAGCUCCAGAUUAAAUUGUGGAACCUUAUCAUCAGCCUUUGAGGUGAUGUCAGAUGAAAAGGGUAUAAUGGCUGAAAUAUACACCAGAGGAAUUCAUUUUGGCAAGCCUGGUCCAUGUAGGCUUCUUUGCAGAAUGUCAAGCAAGGAUCGACACAUUGAUUCUAGCUGUUCGUCAUAUAUCAAGACGGAACCAUCAAGCCCCGCCUCCUUGACGGACAGCAUCAACCAUCAUAGCCCUGGUGGCUCCUCUGACGCCAGUGGAAGCUACAGUUCAACCAUGAAUGGACAUCAGAAUGGGUUAGAUUCACCACCACUCUACUCUUCAGCCCCCGGUCUUGGGGGUAAUGGGUCUGUCAGGAAACGAUACGAUGAUUGCUCCAGUACCAUUGCUGAAGAUUCACAAACCAAGUGUGAAUACAUGCUGAACUCAAUGCCCAAAAGAUUGUGUUUGGUUUGUGGUGAUAUUGCAUCAGGGUAUCACUAUGGUGUGGCUUCAUGUGAGGCCUGCAAGGCUUUCUUCAAGAGGACAAUUCAAGGUAACAUAGAAUAUAGCUGCCCAGCAACAAAUGAAUGUGAAAUCACAAAGCGCAGACGCAAAUCCUGUCAAGCUUGUCGUUUUAUGAAGUGUCUAAAAGUUGGCAUGCUGAAAGAAGGAGUGCGCUUAGACAGAGUACGUGGUGGUCGCCAGAAGUACAAGCGCAGAAUAGAUGCAGAAAAUAGUCCAUACCUGAAUCCUCAACUAGUCCAGCCAGCCAAAAAGCCAUAUAACAAGAUUGUCUCCCAUUUGCUGGUGGCUGAACCAGAGAAGAUCUAUGCCAUGCCUGAUCCCACUGUGCCUGACAGUGACAUCAAGGCUCUCACCACACUUUGUGAUUUGGCAGACAGAGAACUGGUGGUCAUUAUUGGAUGGGCUAAACAUAUUCCAGGAUUUUCCACUUUAUCGCUUGCUGACCAGAUGAGCCUUCUACAGAGUGCUUGGAUGGAGAUUUUAAUUCUGGGCGUAGUGUACCGAUCACUUUCCUUUGAGGAUGAGCUUGUCUAUGCUGAAGACUAUAUUAUGGAUGAAGACCAGUCUAAAUUAGCAGGCCUUCUUGAUCUCAACAAUGCCAUCCUGCAACUGGUAAAAAAAUACAAGAGCAUGAAGCUGGAGAAAGAAGAGUUUGUCACCCUCAAAGCUAUCGCGCUUGCUAAUUCAGAUUCUAUGCACAUAGAAGAUGUUGAAGCUGUCCAGAAACUUCAAGAUGUCUUACAUGAGGCGCUGCAGGAUUAUGAAGCUGGGCAGCACAUGGAAGAUCCACGCCGGGCUGGGAAGAUGCUGAUGACUUUGCCGUUACUUAGGCAAACCUCCACCAAGGCUGUGCAGCAUUUCUACAAUAUUAAAUUGGAAGGCAAAGUCCCCAUGCACAAACUAUUUUUGGAAAUGCUGGAGGCAAAGGUCUGACCUCAACAUCCUGGGCCCUUUCAGUUGGGUAUGCUGAAACCGUAACAAGAGGGACAUCCGAAUGGGAAAACUGUGGCAAAGAACCUUUAGCGUUACUUUAAGGCAAUGAAACUGACUGCACUGAUCAUUAAGCAGCAAGAAUGAGUAGCAGCAUCUCUUUUUAGUCUUGGUCUUAUUUGAUGAGGUUCUCCUUCUUCAUUUCUCUCUUCUUUUAAUGUUAUUAGUUCUCAUUUGUUUGUAAUUUUCCCCCUUUUGCUGCUGAAAAAUUCAUAUAUAUAUGAAUAUAUAUAAAUAUAUAUACACACAUUUAUAUAAAUAUAUACACACACAC